Plectropomus leopardus (leopard coralgrouper) is the source of this 869-nucleotide messenger RNA. It is a transcript of the gene chac2, whose product is annotated as ChaC, cation transport regulator homolog 2 (E. coli). The record is from RefSeq and is a predicted model, not a curated record. Gene Ontology annotation, molecular function: glutathione specific gamma-glutamylcyclotransferase activity. Lineage: Eukaryota; Metazoa; Chordata; Actinopteri; Perciformes; Serranidae. Gene Ontology annotation, cellular component: cytoplasm. Gene Ontology annotation, biological process: glutathione catabolic process.
GUCACGGUUAGCUUAACAUGUGGGUUUUCGGUUACGGGUCUCUAAUAUGGAAAGUGGAUUUUCCAUAUGAAGAAAAGAGAAUUGGUUACAUAAAAGGCUUCAGCCGUCGGUUUUGGCAGGGCAGUACCGACCACCGAGGAGUACCCGGCAAGCCUGGCCGGGUGGUGACACUGGUGGAGGAUCCUGAGGGGUGUGUCUGGGGUGUUGCCUACAAGCUGCCGACGGGCAGAGAGCAGGAAGUGAAGAGCUACCUCGACUACAGAGAAAAAGGUGGUUACCAGGUCAUCACGGUAACCUUUCACCCCCGUCCACCACUCUCUCCCUCGCCCAGCCAGACGCUGCUCUACAUCGGUUCUCAGGACAAUCCAGACUACCUCGGCCCUGCCCCUCUGGAGGAGAUAGCCAACCAGAUCGUCAACUCUACCGGUCCGAGCGGCAAAAACACAGAGUACCUGUUUGAGCUGGCAGAUGCUGUGAGGACAAUUCUGCCAGAGGACUCAGACACACACCUGUUUUCUCUGGAAACUUUAGUGAGAGAAAGAAUGCACAAUAGGCAGAAACACUCACACACCCAAACAGGUUGAUAGCGAGUAAAUAACAACAAUAAAAAACAACAACUUGAUCAAUAGUAAAAUACCAAGCUGGAUUAGUCAAAUAAUCUCAGGGUGUAAAAUAUACUUGGAGCCAAUAAGGAUAUUUGUCAGGUACAGAAGAUAUGUUGACAAAGUCUGUUUUUAGUGUCAAAAACUAAGAAUAAAUGUCACCACUUUGUCUCAGGCAGAAAAAAGCAUUGAAAUGCAAAUAGUAAAGGAUGUACUAAUAUUGAGAACUGCUUCAAAAUAAAACAUUUUAAAUGAUCUCGAAACAUA